UUCCCAAUCUUGGCGGAGACGACGGCGCACGACCGAAAAGAGCUGAAAGGAGAAGAAAUGGUGAGCAGAGAAGCGUUGAUCGCAUACAGAGCUCUGCUCAGGGCUACGAGGAAAUCAUUCGCCGGAGAUACCGAGAUGCUCAAGGCUUCGGCUUCCGAGAUCCGUAAGAAGUUCGAAGAGAAUCGCCACGUGGCUUCCGAUUCCGACAUCCCACGCCUACUCGAAGAAGCUCGUGAGGCGACUGAAUUCAUCUCCACCAUGAUCGUCCAGGCCAAACUCAACGAACGCGGCGGAUACGAGGUGAAAGCAAGUCAGGAACACGCGGGAGCGACUUUGGAGCUUCCGACAGAGGAGAUGCUCUGGAAAAAAUCUGUAUGAGUUAAGUCUUGGUGGUCUCUGAGACCACAUUGUCACUGUCUGAAACUGGAUUUCUUCUCCCUUGCUUGUUUUGUUUUAAUAGGGAAAGGUGUAACCUUUUUUUGUGAUUCUCUGUUUUGUUCUCUCUUCACAGCAAACCCAACUCAGAUUUUUUUAAUAAAGAGCUCAUCACAUUCAAUUUAAAAUGAAGUCCUUCC
Messenger RNA from Brassica rapa (field mustard), 575 nucleotides. RefSeq names its product mitochondrial zinc maintenance protein 1, mitochondrial. Gene Ontology annotation, molecular function: protein folding chaperone. Gene Ontology annotation, biological process: mitochondrial respiratory chain complex III assembly. The record is from RefSeq and is a predicted model, not a curated record. Gene Ontology annotation, cellular component: mitochondrial matrix. Lineage: Eukaryota; Viridiplantae; Streptophyta; Magnoliopsida; Brassicales; Brassicaceae.